CCUGCUAUUUCACACCUCUCUCAGCUUCUCCGUACCAACCUACCAUUCUGAUCAGCCGCACUGCUUUUUCUAAGCAGAAUGCUCUUACUUAUUUCAGUGCUCUUUAGCACGCAGGCACUUUGCUCCUGGGCUGCCUCUGCUCCUGCCAGAGAGCUGCCAGGCACGCUGCUCUCCCCAGCCUGCAAUGAGGCUGCAGUGGAGGAGGCUGCAGACCUGGCUCUCCGCCAGAUCAAUGCUGACCGAGCAGAGGGCUACGUCCUCAGUCUCUAUCGCAUUGCCAGUGUCCGAGAACAUCCUCAGGAGAUCACUGGUUCUGUCUUCUAUCUCUUCUUGGACGUAGUGGAUACCGAAUGCCACGUGCUCAGCAAAAAGUUGUGGAAGAACUGCAGGGUCAGACCAGCUCAUGCAACUGUUUAUGGUCAAUGCAAAGCAAUUAUCUACAUUAAUCAGUCAAGAAAAAUUGCUCAUCUGAAUACUUAUGAGUGCGUUUUGCAGCCAGUUCCACCCAGAUAUAUUUGGGGAGUAUGUCCUGACUGCCCAGUUGAUGACUGUCCAACUGAGCCCAGAUAUCUGGAGACUGCCGUUAAAAGCCUUGCCAAGUUCAAUGAAGAGAGUGAACAAACUCAUUAUUUUUCUGUCCUCAAUGUCACAAGAGCUUCAAUGCAGUGGGUCAUUGGUCCGGCACAUUUUGUAGAGUUUGUAAUUCAGGAGACAUCCUGCUCCAAAAGGAACCCAAUGGCUGACAUCUCCAAGUGCAAGCCUCUUUCACCUGAAUUAGCUAAAAUGGGUUUCUGCAAAGGCUCUGUAAUAAACAGUGACAUGGAACACAAGGAGAGCGUCACAAUAUCCUGUGAAAUCUACAGCCCACAGGAUCCUGUCAAUGAAGAAGGAAAACUACAAACUGACCAGAGAUCUGAAGAAUCCAGCCAGAAUCAUCAACAAGCUUCCCCUUCAGAAACCAAUCCUUUCUCCCUACAUCUAGGAAAAACAAUGGGCUGUGUCAAAAUUCUCCCUCCUUCAACCGAGGACAUCUCAUUUCAUAAACUAAGAGAUAGCCAAAAUGAGCGUGAAGAUAGAAAGCCAAUUCCACCUAAGGCUAUAGAAUGUAUGCCUAGUCCACCAGCCCCUGAUGGAGAAAAGACUCAUGUAGACAAACCAGGCUUGACCAAACCAGUCACUGGACCAGUUAUUCUCCCUUUCCCUGAAGAACUUUCUCUAUCAGACUCAUGCCCAGGAGAAGCAAAGCAGACAGAUUCCAUCCUACAUCCUUUGCUUACUAGAAAGCCUGCCCAAGUCUAGUUGGCAUCCAGUCAUCUCAACUACCUGCAACAAAAUAACAGCCACAGUGACAAGGCGGUCCUCCCAUCUGUGCAACAUCUUUAAACAAAUAAAUUGCUUAUUAAAGUA
Molecule: messenger RNA, 1407 nt
Organism: Numida meleagris (helmeted guineafowl)
Lineage: Eukaryota; Metazoa; Chordata; Aves; Galliformes; Numididae
Gene: FETUB
Product: fetuin B
Exons: 7
Coding region: 79-1299 (406 amino acids)
Biological process (GO): binding of sperm to zona pellucida; negative regulation of endopeptidase activity
Cellular component (GO): extracellular region
Molecular function (GO): metalloendopeptidase inhibitor activity; cysteine-type endopeptidase inhibitor activity
Source: RefSeq, a predicted model, not a curated record